AUGAAUGAUGAGGAGAAUCUGUCGGUAGAGCACCUCUUAAACUGCCUGCGCGGCGGCGAUGGAGGCGGCGAUCGCCGCCUGGAGAGGCUGGGCAGCCUCGUGGAGAGAGGCGGAAGAGAUAUCAAGUCGGAUAAGAGAAACAGAGGCAUCGGAAAAAGGUCGUUGUCGUUUCUGCUGAAGAAGGCGCUCCUCUGCGGCGGCGGAUUCGCCGCGGCGCCUCCGAUUAUCAGAGAUCCGCUUCCAGAUCUGAAAAUUGAUCAAUCGACGAUGGAGAAGAUAUUGAGGGCUAUGCUGCACAAGAAGAUAUACCCUCAAAGGCCAACAACUCCAAACAAAUGCUUGGAUAUGGGUGAGGAGGAAGAGGAAGACAACACCACUCAUGGAAGCAAAUGGGAUAAAACAGACUCCGAAUAUAUUGUGCUGGAGAUUUGACGAUCUGCGAUCGGUACAAUUCUUAACUGGAUUGGAGUUUGGGCAUGUUUUUGCCAUGGCUUGCCGUGGCGUUGAGUGCUGAGAGCACUCGACGGCAUGGCUAAAUCGGGUUUUGCCAUGGUUGGCACAUCACUACACAUGUUAUUCUUCAAGAUUCUUGUUGAGAUAUCAAAUUGAUUGUAGAUUGAAGAGCACAUAUAUAUGAGUUUUACACACUGUCUUUA
Salvia hispanica is the source of this 656-nucleotide messenger RNA. The record is from RefSeq and is a predicted model, not a curated record. Lineage: Eukaryota; Viridiplantae; Streptophyta; Magnoliopsida; Lamiales; Lamiaceae.